GUCACGACACAAAGCCAAAGAGAAAAACAGACCCGCGGGUGGGGAGGAGAGGGCCCGGCUGAGCUGCAGUGGAGGGUUGGCUCCCUGUGGUGGCAACCGGGCGUCCCCUCGCAGCAAGCCCGGGGACAAGUUGGCGGAAAGUAAGCUGGCUGGGGCAAUAAGAACCGUUUAUUACCUUUGGAUGAAGAGCUUUCAGAUUUCUACCUUAGUCCAAGUGUUUUCGUAUUAAAUGGAGGAAAAAGGGUCUUCCCCAGAAACGGAUGCUGGUGGUGAUAACCUUCAGAAUGUGCAGAACCAAAGUAAAUUUAAUUCUGCAUCUAGUUCAUCAAGAUGCAUCCGCCAGAGUCUUGAGAACCUUGUGUCUACUUCGUCAGUCUCUUUGGAUUUGAGUAGAAAGGAUCUGCAACAUCUAACAGAGGAUAUAUACAAAUUAUAUAACCUUAAACAUUUGCAUCUAGAGGGAAAUUCCCUAUCAGUAAUUCCUGAAGAUUUCUUUGAGCGCUUGCCAAAUCUUGUUUGGCUGGAUCUGCGUUAUAACAAAUUUAAAGAACUCCCCUCUGGAAUUGGAUGUCACAACCAGCUGAAAACUCUGCUGUUAGAAAGAAACCCUAUUAAAAGACUACCUAUUGAGCUUGGUAACUUGUCCACACUUACAGCCUUGAACCUUAGGCAUUGUCCUUUGGAAUUUCCACCACCUGAAGUGAUACAGAAAGGUCUGCCAGCUAUUUUAUCCUUUCUUCGAAAUUGCAGUAAUCAAAAUCCUGAUAAUGCAGAACCCAUUACUUCAGACUCACCUUCUCCAUUAGAACAAGAAGCAAAGGCCAUUGUUAGAGAAUACAAGAGAAAAUGUGACAGACCACCAGAUCGAAGGAAAGCUUUCAACGAUUUGUGGAAACAGAUGAGCUUCCAUAAAAUGCCUCCUAUUGAAAAGUUAAAUUUGACGGACAUCACGAAAUCCAGUUUGGAUUUGUCAGAUGGAUGGCCUAGUGAGGAGGAAAUGAUCCGAUUUCAGAAGCUGAGGAAUGAAAUUAUCCAAGAUGAGAGAGAAGAGUAUCUGACUAGCAAAAUAGUAGCCAAUGAAUCUAUGCCUACCCUAAGGAGAACCAAGAAUAAUGAGAACAUCUCUCGUAAGUCAUCCAUGGUUUCAUCCAGGGUCAAGAAAAAUUUGUUUCCUGCAGUUUCAUCCUAUGAUUUGAUCAUUCAGAGUAAGAGGGCUGAAGAAUGCAGAUUGGCAGCACUAAAAGAAAUGAAGGAGAAACAGGCUUUAUUUGAACAGAGGAGAAAAGAUAAAGAAGUGCUUCAGAAAUGGAGGAAGCAGGCCAGAGUGAUGAGAGAGAAAAAAGGACUAUUGUACACAUUUUCACCUGAAAAAGGAAUCGUGGGGGUUUCACAAAAUGCACCUUAUGCCACUGAUGAUGUUAAAAAUUAUGACAAACUAGAAGGCUGGAAAGAACCAACUAACCAAGAUGAAAAUAGGGAGAGGACACUAAAUUUAGAUGCAAUGAAAGCAAUGGAGGAUUUAAGAGCUGCCAAAUAUAAGGAAGUGGAAAACCGCAUUAAGCAGCAUACACAGAUGAUGAAAGAAAGAAGGAAAAAGUUAACGGGGAUACCCCAAGAGGAUAUGCAGAGAGCAAGUCAAGACUUUGAAACUGCUGAAAAAUUGGAGGAGGACCUAGCUGACUUGAGAAAAGACCUUCACAAGGAAUAUCGUUUCACUGCCUUUACAGGAGACCUCCUAACUCCACCUGAGAAAUCAGUACCAGCACCCAAGCCUCAAAAUAUAUUUUCUAACAUGGCAUUUUAACUAUAUAAAAAUAUUUCUUGUAGAGCAGUCCACUGUUACUGUAUACUUUUCAGAGGACUUCCUUUCAGUAUGCCUUAAUUAAAUUGUUCUUU
Molecule: messenger RNA, 1896 nt
Organism: Pogona vitticeps (central bearded dragon)
Lineage: Eukaryota; Metazoa; Chordata; Lepidosauria; Squamata; Agamidae
Source: RefSeq, a predicted model, not a curated record